GGGUAACAAAAACCACGAACCUAUUUUCGUUUGUUACUAUCAUAAGAACAUGUUCUUGUUCUUCUUCUCUGAAAAAAACCGUAGCCAUAAACAUACUGAAAAUUCUCAGUGAAGAAAAUAAAGAAACUCUGCUGCCAUGGAAAGUACCGAUUCGUCGACGGGUUCGCAGCAGCCGAAUCUCCCGCCGGGGUUCCGGUUUCACCCUACUGAUGAAGAGCUUGUUGUUCAUUAUCUCAAGAAAAAAGCAGCUUCUGCUCCUUUGCCUGUAGCCAUCAUAGCUGAAGUUGAUCUCUACAAAUUUGAUCCAUGGGAGCUACCAGCUAAGGCAACGUUUGGGGAGCAAGAGUGGUAUUUCUUUAGUCCGAGGGACAGGAAGUAUCCGAAUGGGGCGAGGCCAAACAGGGCAGCAACUUCUGGUUAUUGGAAGGCAACUGGUACUGAUAAGCCGGUUUUGACUUCUGGAGGAACGCAAAAAGUUGGUGUGAAGAAAGCUUUGGUUUUCUAUGGCGGAAAACCACCAAGAGGAAUCAAAACCAACUGGAUCAUGCAUGAGUAUAGGCUUGCUGAUAAUAAGCCUAAUAAUAGGCCUCCUGGUUGUGACUUGGGCAACAAGAAAAACUCUCUUAGGCUUGAUGAUUGGGUUUUGUGUCGGAUCUACAAGAAAAGCAACACGCAUCGAUCACCGGUGGAACACGAUAGGGACGAUUCAAUAGAAGACAUGAUAGGCGGAGUACAUCCGUCGAUCAACGUGGGUCAAAUGAACGCGGCAUCAAGGUUUCAUCAUUUUUCAAAGAUGUCAUCAAGUAGUUACAACAAUACAUUGUUGGAGAAUGAUCAAAAUUUAUUAGAAGGAAUGAUGAUGAACAACAAUAAUCUAGGAGGAGGUUCAAAUUCCAAGGGUGGAGAGUUAUCUUUUGUGCCAACCAUGACAACAUCUUCAAAUGCAAAUUCACCUUCCAAAAGAACACUUUCUUCUCUCUACAAUUGGAAUGAUCAUGAAGAUGUUGCAGCAGCAGGUCAAGUUGGUAGUUCAUCAUCAAACAAAAGGUUCAAUUUAGAAAGUGUGGUGAGAAAUGAUCAUCAAGAGAAUGGUACUACUUCUUUUGCUUCUCUCCUUAAUAAUCUCCCUCAAACAUCUUCAUUGCAUCAACAACAACAACAACAAACAAUGUUGGGAUCAAUACCAUAUCAAAUUCAAGGCAUGAAUUGGUAUGGAUAAAUAAUUACUUCAAUUAAUUAAGGUACUAUAAACUUAGAUGAAUGAGUCAAGAUCAAUCAUCAUCAUCAACAACAUGGUUAAGUACCUUAACCUUUUACACUACUCUCUCGAAUUUCGCGCCGACUAGAUUGUAAAGAAGGUAUUGAGAUUUUGGUUGUUAAUUAGGAAUUUGGAAGAAGCAAGUUAGAAAUGUUUCUUCAUAGUCAUUGGAAGCAGUUGCAGCAGCUGGCUAGCAUGCAGGUGAGGCCAUGGAUAUUUUUAGUUAAAUUUUAAUAUAGCUUUAUACAUAUAGAUAUAGAUAUAGUUAUAGUUAUUUGCUUGCUUUUAUUUUUAAUGGUAUGAAAAUAAAAAAAAAUAAAAAAAAAAUGUUGGUAGCUCUUUCAUGUACAAAUUGUUUAAAAGGGAGGGAAAAAGAUUCAGAGAGAGAUAAUCAGUAGUUAUAUUUUAUAUGUUUUUAUUGAUUAUAUAUACAUUGAUUUAGGAUACAUUGUAUAUAUAGAUCAUAUACUUGUAGAACAAGAACUACUUAAUGAAGAUGCAAGAAUUAAUUAAAUUGGAAA
Molecule: messenger RNA, 1779 nt
Organism: Vicia villosa (hairy vetch)
Lineage: Eukaryota; Viridiplantae; Streptophyta; Magnoliopsida; Fabales; Fabaceae
Product: NAC transcription factor 56-like
Exons: 3
Coding region: 137-1219 (360 amino acids)
Biological process (GO): system development; regulation of DNA-templated transcription
Molecular function (GO): DNA binding
Source: RefSeq, a predicted model, not a curated record